Molecule: messenger RNA, 1395 nt
Organism: Sphenostylis stenocarpa
Lineage: Eukaryota; Viridiplantae; Streptophyta; Magnoliopsida; Fabales; Fabaceae
Source: the annotation of a GenBank genome assembly
AUGGCGAAGCAUUCGGUGGCAAUGGCGAAGAAGCGGUGGCCGAUAAUGUUGGCGGCAUUCUUGUCCGUCUCGACAGUGACGGUGCUCUUAAUGAGAGCUGCUAACUCCGAUUCCUGCAACAUCAAGCAUUUUACUGUGGCUGAGGAUAAUCAGAUUCGUUCGUCCAAUCAAGUCGGAAACGCCGCUUCAAGUCCCCUAUAUUUCAUGAAGUCGAAGCUAGUACUCAUGGUUUCGCACGAGCUAUCUCUCUCAGGCGGGCCUUUGUUGCUGAUGGAGUUGGCUUUUCUGUUGAGAGGCGUUGGUUCUGACGUUGUUUGGAUCACCAAUCAGAAACCGGCGGAACCUGAUCAGGUCAUUUACAGUUUGGAAAGUAAGAUGUUGGACAGGGGAGUGCAGGUCUUGUCCGCCAAAAGUGAAAAGGCUAUAGAUACAGCUCUUAAAGCUGAUAUGGUCAUUCUAAAUACGGCGGUAGCUGGGAAGUGGCUGGAUGCCGUUCUCAAGGAAAAAGUUGGCCGAGUUAUUCCAAAGGUUUUAUGGUGGAUUCAUGAAAUGCGAGGGCAUUAUUUCAAAGUGGAAUAUGUUAAGCACCUCCCUUUUGUUGCAGGUGCCAUGAUUGAUUCACACACAACCGCAGAAUACUGGAAGAAUAGGACUAGGGAGCGUUUAGGGAUUAAAAUGCCUGAAACCUUUGUUGUACAUCUUGGAAAUAGCAAGGAGCUGAUGGAAGUUGCAGAAGAUAAUGUAGCAAAGAGGGUUCUUCGCGAGCAUGUUCGCGAAUCUCUAGGAGUGAGAAAUGAUGAUCUACUUUUUGCCAUCAUAAAUAGUGUUUCACGUGGAAAAGGGCAGGAUCUAUUUCUUCGUGCCUUUUAUGAAAGUUUGCAACUCAUCCACGAGAAGAAACUCCAGUUACCAUCUUUGCAUGCAGUAGUAGUAGGGAGUGAUUUGAAUGCUCAGACAAAGUUUGAAACAGAACUGCGGAAAUUUGUUAUUGAGAAAAAGAUUCAGGACCGUGUUCACUUUGUGAACAAAACCUUGGCUGUGGCUCCUUACCUGGCUUCUAUUGAUGUUCUUGUUCAGAACUCUCAGGCACGGGGGGAAUGUUUUGGAAGGAUAACUAUUGAAGCAAUGGCAUUUCGCUUGCCUGUACUGGGAACUGCAGCUGGAGGGACGAUGGAAAUUGUGGUGAAUGGGACAACGGGUUUGCUGCAUCCUGCUGGAAAAGAAGGCGUGACACCUCUCGCGAUGAACAUUGUGAAAUUGGCAACUCAUGUUGAGAAGAGGCUGACCAUGGGAAAGAAAGGGUACGAGAGAGUGAAAGAGAGGUUUCUGGAGGACCAUAUGUCACAGAGAAUUGCAUUGGUUCUGAAGGAAGUUUUACGGAAGGCUAGGCAAUAG